AUGUCGCGACAGAUGACCGAGACGGAGCCCCUCCUACCUCCUGACGUUUCCACAUCCUCCUCGUCUCGCACCGCCGACAAUCCAUCAUUCCCGCCCUCAAUGGCUGCUAUCUUAGACAAGAUCGAAAAGGAAGUCAACGAACUUGAUAAUGAGAGCAUUACCGAACGUUCACAAGUAUUAGAUGAAGGACUUAGUGACGAUGCCACGCUUUACGACAAGAAAUGUUUACUUGUGGACAGGCAAAUAGACGCGUUUGGCAUGGGUCGUUUUCAAUGGAUGAUAUGGUCGCUCUGCGGCCUCGGAUAUCUCAUUGACUUGAUGUGGGCGCAGGCUUUCGGUCUGGUCUUGUCCCCUCUUCAACAGGAGCUGGGUUUUGGCAACAAUGAGACGGGCAAGCUCUCUACUGCCUUCUCGAUAGGACUUACAGCUGGAGCGUUCGUCUGGGGUAUCCUCGUCGAUGUUAUUGGCAGACGGUGGGCCUUCAAUCUUACGGUUCUCAUCGCCUGUACAUUCGGACUGUGUCUAGGUACGCCAGAUGAUUACAACACCAUCCUGGUUCUCACCGCUCUAACCGGCUUCGGUGUUGGCGGUAACAUUCCUAUUGACACCACUAUUACCCUCGAAUUUACUCCUGAAAGCAAGCGAUAUCUCCUCCCGCUUCUCUCCAUUUUCCAGCCUCUGGGGGUGGUUAUUUGCAGUAUUAUGGCCUACGGUUUUAUACCUGUCCACAGCUGUUCGCCGAACUUCUCGGAAGCAGGACCGUUGCCUUCUUGCAAGAGCGUUGAUAUUGACGUGCCAUGCUGCAAAAAAGGUGACAAUGUGGGCUGGAGGUAUCUGCUAUACACACUAGGAGCACUCACUCUGCUGGUCUUCGUUCUACGAUCCGUCGUAUUUCGCUUCCAAGAGUCCCCGAAGUUCUUACUGUAUCGCGGUAGAGAUGCCCAGGCAGUUGAGGUACUGGAGAAUAUCGCACUGUACAACAAGACAACUUGCAGUCUGACACUCGAGCAACUUCAAGCCGUAGAACGAGAGCACAACUCUACAACCAUCGGCGGCAACUCGAAGGAAAAGAACGACACCUGGAGAGGAAGGAUCAAGCUUGAGCUCGCACGAUUCCAAAUCCUCUUUUCGUCACCCCAGAUGAUCCGCCUUACUAUCCUCGUCUGGUUGACCUACAUCUGCGACUUUACCGGCUUCACAGUCGCAGGCUCCUACCUCCCACGCAUCAUAGCGCUCAAGAACGGCGCCCUCAAUCUCUCCCUCGACUACACGUACCGCUCCUACAUACUCAUCUACCUUCCUGGUACCAUUGGCGUCCUCCUCGGCUCUAUGCUCUACCGCACACCUAAUGUUGGCCGCAAAUACACCAUGGUCGUUUCUUCCCUUCUGAUGUCCGUCAGCAUCUUUGUGUUCAGCGCCGUCAACAGUCCCGCGUCAAAUAUCGGCCUGAACGCCAUGGAGUAUUUCUUCCAGUCCAUGUUCAACGCCGUGCUGUACGGGUGGACGCCCGAAGCUUUUCCGGCGCAAAUCAGAGGCACAGCGUGCGGCAUCGCGAGUUUCUGGGGACGAUUGUUCGGUAUCGUGAGUCCUCUUAUUGCGCAGCACUUGUACGCGAGAAGCAGGGAUGACAAGGGGGAUGUGAACAGCGUGUUGUACCUUGCGGGUGGAGUGACGCUUGGAUGCGUGGUCACGACUGCAUUGUUGCCAGGGAAGAUACUGAAGAAGUAG
Messenger RNA from Ascochyta rabiei, 1728 nucleotides. RefSeq lists its product as uncharacterized. The record is from RefSeq and is a predicted model, not a curated record. The coding region runs from base 1 to 1728 and encodes 575 amino acids. Gene Ontology annotation, biological process: transmembrane transport. The transcript is spliced from 2 exons. Lineage: Eukaryota; Fungi; Ascomycota; Dothideomycetes; Pleosporales; Didymellaceae. Gene Ontology annotation, cellular component: membrane. Gene Ontology annotation, molecular function: transmembrane transporter activity.